Messenger RNA from Purpureocillium takamizusanense, 1593 nucleotides. RefSeq lists its product as uncharacterized. NCBI's taxonomy places the organism in Eukaryota, Fungi, Ascomycota, Sordariomycetes, Hypocreales, Ophiocordycipitaceae. The transcript has 2 exons. Bases 720 to 1475 code for a protein of 251 amino acids. The record is from RefSeq and is a predicted model, not a curated record.
CCCGCCAAGCCGGACAAUAACGUUGUUGCCCCGCGUACUUGGCAAGCCCAUUGAGGCAUCGAUCGCUCACUGCGGGGGGUGGGGGUAGAUCCCGUCUUGAUGAUGACGAUCCCCCCCUCUCCCCCCCGGUGGCGGCGGAGGUGGCCGUGGCCGUCCUUUCGCGUGCGUUCUGUACGCGUAAGCCUAAGCCCAAGCCCAAAACCAUUGAAGAUCAUUUUACACGCACCGCGCGGCGCUGGGUUCAUUUAUUUAUUUAUUUGCGGGUCUCCGGGCCGUCGCGCAGUCUGGUGCCAGCCUCCCAGCGUUCGGACGUCCGAGCCGAGUCGAACGCGCCAUGCACCAUCUUCAAAGCGACAACAUGGCAUUCUGUGAAAAUAUUUUCGGUCCACUGACAAUAAUGCACGAAUUCGCCGUCUCGUAUUUACGCACCCGACGUGUGUGAUGAUGCAAGAUGGCUGCAUUGAACAAACCCGAGCGUGUCUCAUCCCUCGGCGGUGCUGCUGCUGGCCCAAUGCAUCGCGGGUUUCUCAGAGCGUGGCAGCCGCAUCAACUUGUCCUCUUAAGCCGUCUAAGCAAGCUCUCAUAUUCUUGUCGCCCUCGAAUGUUAUCUACUUGACCGCACAGUUGCUGCGUACAUACACGCACAUAUACACCGACCACGACCUCAACCGAGAACAACAACACCAGAAUCGUGCCCAUUCACCAACCCACCGCCCGUCAUGUCCACCGCAGGGGGAUACGCAACCGCUCUCGUCGCAGCCGCAAGCGCCACGCUCCUCCUUGUCGCCUACCGCGACUACCGCGCAUACAUCGCCUUGGGCCCCCACGGCCUCCCAGACACCCUCUGGGGCUGGUACACGCAGCUUAAGCUUUCUCGAUAUGCUCGCAAGGACACGACAGUCCCCGCGCCGUACGACAUCGAAGCCGAAAAGGAGCGCUACGGCCCGCAUGCCACCGAAAGCUUCCUUCAAGAUAGCAGCAGCCUCCGGCAGCUGCGACGCGGCGUCCGGCCGACCAUUCCGGGCUUCGUCGCGCCGCAGCGGCAGUUGAGCGCCCUGGCGUCCCCCGAGAUGAAGGAGCAGAUGAACGACUUCCUGCGCGCCCUGGUGGCGGCCAACCCCGCCGUGCUGCAGCACGAGCUCUCCGUGCUCGAGGGUCUCGUUCCCGCCGUGCAGCUCAAGAGCCAUCUUGGCGUCGCCGCCAGGCCGGUGUUUUUGAAAGCGACAAAGGGCGAGAUGAUCCACGUCCACCCCCCGGACGGCAGCACGCACCUUACGCUGUCGCUGGCCGACUCUAGGUCCGUCAUUGAGCAGGGUUGGGGCCAGCGGCAUAGGCUGAGCGGCGGGCUGCUCGGCUGGGGAUACACCCUGGUUUACGCCCCGCGCGAUGAGCGCGAGUUUGACGUCUGGAAGGGCCUCGUUUGGGCUGCGGCGCGGUAUUGCUGCGCUGGCAUCCAGGAGUUGAAGCACCCUUGACGCGUUGUCUGGCCCAACUAAAGGCCAUCUCCUUGCGCUCUUCUGUACAUUUUGCGUGGUUUGCAUCGGGUUGUAUUACUUAAUUAGCAACUCGUGUAUUUUUAUCUGAGAAAAGGGC